UCUCUCUUAAAAAAACACUGUACUUUCUCCUCUUCUUUUGCUUCCAUUUGAGUUCUAAGUGAAAAUCAAACGGAUUUUGAUUUUGAUCUUCUCCUUACUUUCCGAUCCACCAAUCCCAUCAGGCUGUCAAGUGUUAACUGUGUUAAUUCCGAUGUCUCCGCCGCUGCUCGGUGUGGAGGGGGAAGGGGGUCUGAGUAAAAUAACUUUACUGGAUUCUCCAGGCUCGGUGGAUAGUGCGUGCCAGAAUAGUGCUGAAUUGAAGGAACGCAACUACAUGGGCUUGUCUGAUUGUUCUCCCAUGGAUAGCUCUAUUGUCUCCCUUGCAUCCGAGGAAAGCAAGUCUAGUUUGAAUCUGAAGGCAACCGAGCUUAGUCUUGGGCUUCCUGGAUCCCAGUUGCUCGAAAUAAAUCAGGAUCUUUGCUUGCUAAGCACAGCUCAACUCGAUGAGAAACCCCUUUUCCCUUUGCAUUCUUCAAGUGAUGAUCACUGCACUGCAUUGAAGAAGACUGUUGUAGUUUCAGGCAACAAAAGAGGGUUCUCCGAUGCAAUGGAUGAGUUCUCUGAGGGUAAAUUUCUUUCAAAUUCAAAAGUAAGUGUGAUGCCAUCAUCCAGGCCAUCUUCAAACUUGGGACUGAAAUCAGGUUAUGUGCUUGAGAACCUUGGGUAUCAACCAACAAAAACCAAUGAGAUCACGAACCAGAACGUGGCACAGGAUAGACCUUAUGCUGCUAAGAAUACCGUGCCCGAUCCUAAUGUGACUUCAAAUAAUAACAGUGAAGCACCAGCUAGCAAGGCACAGGUUGUAGGCUGGCCUCCUAUUAGAUCAUUCAGGAAGAACUCAUUGGCCUGUAAUUCCAAGAACACUGAUGAAGUAGAUGGAAAGGUAGGGCCUAGUGCUCUGUUUGUUAAGGUCAGCAUGGAUGGUGCUCCUUACUUAAGGAAAGUAGAUUUGAGAAACUACUAUAAAUAUCAGGAGUUAUCUUCUGCUCUCGAGAAGAUGUUCAGAUGUUUUAUCCUAAAUCAAUGUGGAUCUCAUGGAACCCCGGGUAGGGAGCUAAUGAGCAAAAGCAAGCUGGAGGAUCUGCUGCAUGGAUCAGAAUAUGUUCUUACUUAUGAGGAUAAAGAUGGUGACUGGAUGCUUGUGGGUGAUGUCCCAUGGGAGAUGUUUAUUGAUACCUGUAAUAGGCUAAGGAUUAUGAAAAGCUCUGAUGCCAUCGGACUUGGGAUCGGAGCUAGCUAGCACCAUAGAUGAUUUUGCUAACCACUGCAGCAGCCUUCAUGGAGAAGAUGUGGAAGCACUUUCGUGAUUAUUUCGAUCAGAUGAAAGGAUGCUGCAGCGGAUUGGAGAUCACAUUCAUCUAUUG
Molecule: messenger RNA, 1364 nt
Organism: Hibiscus syriacus
Lineage: Eukaryota; Viridiplantae; Streptophyta; Magnoliopsida; Malvales; Malvaceae
Product: auxin-responsive protein IAA9-like
Exons: 8
Coding region: 152-1240 (362 amino acids)
Biological process (GO): regulation of DNA-templated transcription
Cellular component (GO): nucleus
Molecular function (GO): protein binding
Source: RefSeq, a predicted model, not a curated record